Molecule: messenger RNA, 1077 nt
Organism: Lactuca sativa (garden lettuce)
Lineage: Eukaryota; Viridiplantae; Streptophyta; Magnoliopsida; Asterales; Asteraceae
Gene: NF-YA7
Product: nuclear factor Y, subunit A7
Biological process (GO): regulation of DNA-templated transcription
Cellular component (GO): CCAAT-binding factor complex
Molecular function (GO): DNA-binding transcription factor activity; DNA binding
Source: RefSeq, a predicted model, not a curated record
GGUUUCCUACAUCCUAGUAUCCUACUUCGGGUGAAACUGUGACACGAGCCGAGCUUGUCCACAACAUUCCUACGCAAAACGACAACUUUCUCAUCAGGGGCAUAGAAUUAAGCAGACCCAGAAACGGAAAACUUCAAAUAUCAAUCUUUCCUUCAAGCUUCUUACUGAGAAUCAAGUUCAUCAAAACUGUGGUUCACACAGCAUCAUGUCCUCCUCUGCUCCUGAGUUUUCAGAUAAUAGUGAAAGUGAGAUGCAGCAAAGUCAAAUGGAAGGUCAAAUUCAGUGUUCUUCAUCUCCUGCAACAACAACAACAACUGGAACAUCUCAUCCUUCAAACAUCCAAUACCCAACUUUGGGGCAAGCAGCUUAUCCUUUCCCGGAUCCUUACUACAGGGGUACAAAUAUCUUUAAUCCGUAUGAAACUCAAUCGUAUCCAGCUCAGCCAUAUCCAGGGCAACCUAUGGUACAUCUUCAAUUUAUGGGAAUUCAACAAGCUGGUGUUCCUCUCCCAUCAGAUACGGUUGAGGAGCCUGUUUUUGUGAAUGCUAAACAAUAUCAUGGAAUCUUGAGGCGUAGGCAAUGUCGUGCAAAAGCUGAAUCUGAACACAAAGCUAACAAGUCUAGAAAGCCAUACUUGCACGAAUCGCGACAUUUGCAUGCACUAAGAAGAAGCCGAGGGUGUGGGGGUCGAUUUGAGAAGAAAGAUAAGCAACAAAAAGAGAAAGGUUCUAAUGACAAUAAUCCUCAAUCGCAAUCACAAAUGAACAUCAAUCUAAACUCGGAUAAAACCUAAUCCUUCUUCAAUGGUGUAUAGACAAGUCGAGGUUUGUGGUGGUAGCUUUCGUGUUGUCUAUAUCAUAAAGCUUCAAUGGUGAUGUCUUUUUGUUUUUUUAGCUGUUGUUUGUUUUGACAGGUAAAAUCGUUAUGAAAUGAUGUCGUUGAAGUCGAAUUGUGUUUGAGAAUAGUGAGGUUUUUUCCUUUUUUUAUAUUUGAUUUUGUAGGUUUUGGUAGUUGGUGAAGUAUGUUGAUGUUGAAUAAGUUGAUGUAGUGAAGUUGUGUUUUAUAUUUGUACGAUAA